AUGACGAAGUUUGGCGGUGGUAGCAAGGGUAAGCAUCCGAAGUUUCUACUGAAUUUGCAGAUUAACGAGCUGGUGAACGUCCCGCAGUCCUCUGGGUACUGCUACGUGAAAUGGUCGUUCAAGGAUGGAACGGGGACGUCGAGGACUGUAGGUUUAUCUGGUGACUCUCGAGGCGACUAUUCCACGCAGAGCAAAGGUGUGACCGCCCAUGUGCCCCUUAAGCACCACCGGGCGCAGUGGAACUAUAGGCUGGACAAGCCUGUCCAGAUUAAGCUACAAAUUAAUAGGGAUGGGAAACUCUGCGAGAAGGAUCUAGUCCUGCAGAUUUAUUUUGAAGCGGUAAGCACGCCCUCCAGGACUGAUAAGCCUGUUGCGGGUGUCACUGGUGCGAGCAGCUCCUCUGAUACGAGCAGCAGCGCCGUCAGUUCCCCGCGGAAGAGUAUACUUCGCACGCCGUCGCUGAGGUCGUCUCAGAGUUUCGAGCUGUCGAACAGGAACAGUGUGUCGUCAUUCUCGCCGCAGGCAAACGGUUCACGCAAGAAUUCAUACACGCAGCGGGUGACGGGGACACUCUUACUGGGGACGGUCACCGUAAAUGUUGCCGAGUACGUGCGUAAGGAGGAGGAACCGAUCACCAACAGGUUUCUGCUGAAACAGUCGAAAGUAAACUCCAUCCUGAGUGUCACUUUCCAACUGAAGGUGAUCAGAGGUACUUACAGGGACUUCAAGAUCCCAUCCGACUUCAGCACAGGGCAACUGUCGAGCAGCUACCAAAACGGUAUCUCGAAGAUCUUUGAGAGAAACAGCUCCAUCACGAGCGGCGGGAGCACCACUGGUUCGGAUUUGCCCUCCAUGGCCGGUGGGGCAUCUGGUUUAGCAACGGGUGCUACAUACGUGUCCUCGAGGGGUAUCACGACGAUUGCGGGCCACUUGAACCCGCUCAUCAACACACUCCAUGACAGGACUUUCCAGCUAACAUGGGACCCACGCCCAAACGAACUUACACCAGCAGAAUGUGUCGAGAACAUUCUUAAGGGCGGGAACGGCUGGGCCAAGAACGAGAACGGCGUCAACCUAAUAGACAUCCAGGCUUUGAAGUUGAAGGACCUUGUCGAGAACAGCGCCGGCUUUGUCUCGAACGGGCCCAGCUGCGACUCCAAUGACACCGCGUGGGAUAACAUGAACAACAGGGAGUUCCUGGAGAUGAAGACUAACUCCGCGGGGCACGAUUGGUCACACCUAUCGUCGAAUCAGAGACAAAGAAUGAGAAACGGUUCUCAAAGUGAACAUGAGAAGCACUACGAGGACCAAGACGAGAGGAUCGCAGACCCGAUCGUCAGGGACGCCAAAAGCUGGACCAUCACUACUCCCGUUGUGUAA
Huiozyma naganishii CBS 8797 is the source of this 1380-nucleotide messenger RNA. RefSeq lists its product as uncharacterized. NCBI's taxonomy places the organism in Eukaryota, Fungi, Ascomycota, Saccharomycetes, Saccharomycetales, Saccharomycetaceae. The record is from RefSeq and is a predicted model, not a curated record. The transcript has a single exon. The coding region runs from base 1 to 1380 and encodes 459 amino acids.